CCGUAGAGCUUCCAGCUCCUCCUUCUGCUGCUCCUCCUGCGUGUGGCUGCCAGGGGCCUGUGCUGGGCCCCGGCGUAGCGAGGGGCAGCCGUGUGCAACUGACAUCCGGCCCACAACAGUCAUGGCUUCGGCUGCCAAACCCUUCUGGGCAAGUUCAGCAAGGGCUGUGUUCCCUGGGGCUGUGGGAAGCAGCAGCUCCCUGAGCCCGAUGCAGCCGCUGCCUCUGUUCAGCAGGGAAGGUUGCAACUACCACAGCUGGGGCAGCACUCCGCAGUGUCAGUACACAGCUGAGGCAGUGCAGCAGCAGCACACAGCUGAGGCAGUGCAGCAGCAGCAGCAGCAUGAUGGGGAAGACACGGAUGGUCAUGGCCACCACGUGCCUCCUUAUUUUGGGCAUCCUGUCAGUCCUGGUAGCCCAUGGGCACUGGAGUACUCUGCAGCGAAGGCGGCGAUCCGCCACGGCUGGAGGCGACGCAGACCCAUCUGCCUGGCUGGGAGUGAGGGGUGCCAAUCUGCCGUAUCUCAUCGAUGCAAAUGCAGAUGCUCCUCAGCCGGAUCCCACGCUGCAGCCCAUCUGGAAUCUCUGGGAGUUGCCCCAUGAGGAUGAGAAGCCGUCGGUUCAGGAAGGAGGCAGCAGCACCGUGACAGUCUCUGCCAACAGAGCGGGGGCGGCUCACCCGGGAGCCGUGCCAGAGGCAGACGAAGUGCCCUUGGAGAAGGUGGCAGAUCCACAAACAGGCAGUCGGACGGUGGCAGUCUCUGAGGAAAAAACAAGGCCAUUCCAGUCAACAGCCGUGCCAGGUGUGGAAGGUGAGAAAAACUCAAAGGCCGAGCGUCUUCUGGGAUUCCAGACCCAUUUCCUCAUAUUUGCCGGGACUUUCUUCUGCUUGUGCCUCCUGUUGUCCCUGUUGGUUGCUGUGAUCUGUCUGUACAAGAAGAGGAAACGGAUUCCCUCUCCAUCUUCAGUGGCCCAGGACAGCACCAGCAGCUCCCACACGAGCAAGGAGAGUGAUCUUGGCUCCAACACAAUCCAACAAAAUGUGAUCUGGACCCAAGGGCAGCAGCCACCAGCUGUGCCAGGAAGCUCCUCUGUCCCACAGCUGCCAUCUCAGACAGCUGGGAUCUGCGGGACUGGUUUAAGCCCAUCGAGCGAGAAAGCAUCAUGCUUGAGCCCCCUUGUCACCAUACCCAAAGAAGCCCGCAAGUGGUCACAGAAGCAAAUCAUAACAACAACAAUAUACAUGACAGACAGGAAUCUUGGAAGCGCUGAAGACUUGGCAGCACUCCCUGAAGCUGACACCAGCUCUAAUCUCAAGCUCAACGAGCCCGCUGGCUCUGCCAAAGGCACUGGAGCCACACAGGCGGGAGAGGUGGGCAAAGGGCUCAUCAGGGCACAGCCCUGA
Messenger RNA from Colius striatus (speckled mousebird), 1403 nucleotides. RefSeq lists its product as uncharacterized. The coding region runs from base 342 to 1403 and encodes 353 amino acids. The record is from RefSeq and is a predicted model, not a curated record. The transcript is spliced from 8 exons. NCBI's taxonomy places the organism in Eukaryota, Metazoa, Chordata, Aves, Coliiformes, Coliidae.